CGGCUCCAGCCGGCUUGCCCCGUGCUCCGCCCAGCACCUUCCUGACCGAGUUACGCCCAACCGUAUUCAUAGGUUCUGCCUGCUGUGAGUUACCUGCGGCCGGGGCCUGGAUUAUACGGCGGCACACGUAACCUUUUGCCCACCACGGCGCUACCCGCGAGGCUUCAGCCCCCUCGUUGGAUGCUACGGAAGAGAUCGACUGCGCCGCGAGACGCGCCGCCCUUCCUGGCCUUGCUGGCACCUUCGGCAUCCUGCCCAUCCCUUCGCCAUGGUUUAUUGCGGGAAGCCAAGCAAGGGAUGCUCCAACUGCCGCGUCCGCAAGAUCCGCUGUGACCAGGGGCAGCCGGGAUGCGGCCAGUGCGCAAAAAGGCAGCUGAGAUGUCCCGGCUACCGCAACCUCGUGGAUCUCAUGUUCCGUGAUGAGAGCGAGCAUGUACGCGAAAAGCACAAUGCGAGGACCCUCAAGAAGGCUGCCAAGCUCGGCCUCUCACCACCGGCCACGCCCUCCGACUCGGAAGGCCGGCUGUCAGCCACCCCCGAGCCCCGCGUCAGAAAACUGUCCCUGACCGUCCCGCCCUCGCCGGUGGCGAGCAGUUCAAUGUGCCGAGAUUCCGGGCAUCACGACGACGGCAGCAUGUUGAUGUCGCCCGAAUCAGGGAGCUGGCCGGUGACACCGCCGAUGGCCCAGGUGUACAACCUUGCGCCGGCGUGCCAAGAGCACGGCCUCGCCUACUUCUUCUCGCGAUACGUGAACGCCGAAGAGACGGUCUCGCACCAGAAAUUCGACUUCCUCACCGACGUCUGGAAGCCCUCGUCCUCAUUACCAGAGCGCCAGGUUGACGGCGUCCUCGCGAGCAUGACCGCCGUCGGCCUCAUGGGGUUUGCGGGCACGACGCGUUCGCCAGAGCUGAUGGAUGCCGCGAGAAAGUCGUACGGAGCCGCACUCCGGUUGAUAAAUCACGCCUUGCAGGACCCUGCAGAGGCCGUCAAGGACAGCACAAUGCUGUCUGUCCUCAUCCUCGGCGUCUUCGAGAUGAUGACGGAGAACCCGUCGCGAACGCCGACGGUCGAGGCCUUCCAGGAUCAUGUCAACGGGGCGGCGCUCCUCGCCCGGAUGCGGGGGCCAGCCCAGUUCCGGACGCGGGCAGGGCGGAGGAUGUUCUCCAUGCUGUGCCAGAGAGUCAUCAUCAGCUGCAUCCAACGGAGCAUGCCCAUGCCUGAGUAUCUGAUCGAGCUCUGGCACGAAAUGUCGCGGACAUCGGACGCAGGGAACAACCCGGACAAGCGGUUGAUGCCGCUGCUUUGGCAGGUUCUGCAGCUGCGCUACGAGAUCAAGAGCGGCGACAGUCCAACCGAUCCCGAAACCAUCGUGGAGAGACUACUUACCAUUGACCGGGAAUUCGAGAACCUGACCGCUCAGCUUCCAGCGUCCUGGAAAUACCGGACAUUCAAGGUGAAGCAACAGCACCCGGCCGUCUUCGGCGGCAUUUGCCGCCUCUAUUCGUCCCCGCACCACGCCAAUGUGUGGAACUACAUCCUUACCACCAGGAUCCUUCUCCUCGAAACCGUUCUCUCCACAGUCUCCCAGAGCCUCACUAGCUUCCCCGCCGGCGUCGACGCGACCCGGUACCUGGAUGAAUACCACAAAGCGCGCAGGAAACUCAAGCACCUGGUCCGCGACGUCGUCGCCAGCGUGCCGCAACAACUCGGCCUCAUGAACGCGGCCGACGGCAGCAUCGACAGCGCCGACGGCGACUCGCCGCCCAUCGCAACCGUCGAGAUCCUCCAGACCCCGUCCCCUCCGACCUCCCCCUCCGCCCGCUCCACCGCCUCGUCCUCCUCCGACUCGACCAGCACCGCCGCCUACAGCCCGCUGUCGGCCACGCCCGAACAACAGCAUCAUCUCUCCCACACGCGACAACACCAGCACACCGCCUCCUCCUCCUCCUCCCUGUCCCCCUCGGGACUCACCGUCCUCGACGUCACCCGCGCCCGCGACCGCGAGGCCGAGGCCGAGCGGUACAUGCUCCUCGCCUCGGCCACGAGUGCCGUCGUGUGGCCGCUGUUUGUCGUGGGUAUGUCGACGGCAGCGGCGUCGUCGUCGUCGUCGUCAUUAUCAUCAUCGAUGGACAGCGGCAGCGGUGGCAGCAGCGGCAACAGCAGCAACAGCGGCGGCGGCGGCGGCAACAGCGACGCAGAGAUGCGCGCAUACGUUGUCGGCCGGCUCCGCACGCUGUACAUGGAGACGGGCAUACGGCAGGCCGACGCCGUGGCGAAUCUGCUGGAGGAGGAGUAUGCGCAGCUGGAGGAGGGUGAGCCGCCGGCGGCGGUGGUGGUGGCUGCCGCGAGUGCGGGGGCGGGUGCGGGGCCUGGAGGAAACGAGGGGUGGAUGAUAGGGACGGAGGAGGUAGGGACACAUACGGCGCCGGAGCCUGGGCCAGGACCGGGACCGGGUCCUCGGUCGGUUGAGAGGGUCGGGGCAAGUGAGGCGUGGAGUGGGCAUGGUGGUGGUGGUGGUGGUAGCGUGACCGGUGCCGCUGAGGAGGGGUUUGGGUUGGGACUGGUGCCGGCGCCGGUGUCUGCGGUGGGCGGCGACGCCGCGUUGAAGAGCGGGUUUGGUGUCGUGUGGGCGUGACGACGCCGGGAGGCGGCGGGGUUUGCGAGAAGGGGCGGAUGGAUAGUGUAGAUAGGGAGGUGAGGCGGUGCGGCCAGAUGAACCUCCCUCUAAGUGGUGUGAAAAUAUACCACGGUGAAUGUAGUG
This is a messenger RNA of Thermothielavioides terrestris NRRL 8126, 2761 nucleotides long. RefSeq lists its product as uncharacterized. Bases 269 to 2635 code for a protein of 788 amino acids. Gene Ontology annotation, molecular function: DNA-binding transcription factor activity, RNA polymerase II-specific; zinc ion binding. Gene Ontology annotation, biological process: regulation of DNA-templated transcription. The record is from RefSeq and is a predicted model, not a curated record. NCBI's taxonomy places the organism in Eukaryota, Fungi, Ascomycota, Sordariomycetes, Sordariales, Chaetomiaceae. The transcript has 2 exons.